AUGGCAGUUGACAUACCUUAUCAAAGAGUUCACAACGGCCAAAAUGAGCUAAAAGGCAGUUUACUUUUCAAGUAUAGACUGGCAAAGGCUUUGACAAUGGGAAGUUUGAUUGCUAUAGUCUUGAUGGCAGCUUAUUCUCUAUUCUAUCCAAGUAAAUACAGUACAAUCCAUAUAAUUGACAUGCUCAAAUUCUUAUUGACUUUAGAUGUUGUGUACGAUAAGGAUAAUACAAAUACUAGUGAUCAAGAUAACACCUUGCCAAUCACUUUUACUCCUCAAGAAGGUCAUUGUCAUUUACCAAGAGAAAUCCUCAUAGAGCACCCUACAGACGGAUCUUAUGCACCACCACCUCCACACAACUCUUUAUUGCGUGCUGUAAGCUAUGCCUCUAAUGAAGAAUAUCAGAAUUACUGCAAAAAAUAUGAUGAGAGUAAAGGAGGCUUUACAGACGAAUGGAAAUAUAAUGAGAAUGGAGAAUGUGGUAAUUGGCAAGAGAAAUAUAUCAAACUUCAUCAAAGAAAUAUGGCAUUGAUGGAAAAGUACAAGAAAGGAGAAUUUCCAAAGAAUAUCGAUUUUGAAAAUAGACCCAAGUUUAUCUCUUAUCUCUGUAAAGAAGUGCCUGUGAAUAGUAACAGAGGGUGUGGUGGACUGGCAGAUAGAAUGGGUGGUAUGAUCUCAACCUUUUUCUAUGCUUUGCUAACUGAUAGAGCAUACCUACUACAUUGGCAUGAAAUGAACCCUUUACCUUUGGAGGAUGUUUGGGAGCAGCCACAUAUCAAAUGGUCACAUGAUCCAAAGGAAAUGGAGGAUUUGUUUAGAGAUGAUGAAAACCCGUUACUAGGAUAUCAAAAUGUAGAUAUUUUGAAUAGAAAGUACGAUGAUCUUACGCAUACCAUGUUUCCUGAUGGCGGAAAUACCGAUUUUAAAGAAUUAUGGAAUGGGACUUAUGUCGAAGUACGAUCCAACCGUGGCUUUAUCAUUCGCACCUUUCAACUAUCUUCAAAGUAUAGAAAGCAACUAAAUACUAUGGGCUUAACAAAGGAAAACACGUUCAAGUGUAUCACCAAUUUUCUUUUUCGUCCAACCAUUGGAUCGCGUCGCUUCCUCAAUGCUUAUAAAAAUUUAUUUGAAAUGAAAAGCAUCCUUAGUAUUGGUAUCCAGGUCAGAACAGAUGACAAUGCUCUUGCCAAUCCUCAGUACGAUAUGAAUGGACUGAAGAAAUGGGGACACUUUUUAAAGUGCGCAGGCGAACUGGCUGACUUCAAGAGAGAACCACACCACAAACAUAUUGUUUUCUUCCUAGUAACAGAUUCUCAUCAUUUACGCGAUGAAUUUGUAUCACUUAAUGACAAGAAAGAUCUGGCUAGAGAAUACUUGAGCGAAAGUAUUGUUCAAUCCUCUAGUUUUGUCGUUACUGGAUUGCCUAUUGAACAUAUUGAACCUGAACAAGUAGCAAAGUACAUUGAUGUUGAGAAUCCAAAGGAAGUCAACAAGGCUACAAUGCAACCUGCUGUCAACAGUGCCUACAUGGAAAAUUGGCUUCUUGGUCUUACACAAUAUCGGGUUAUCUCUGUACAGGGUUACGGUAAGAUGGCUGCUUUUUACUCAGGAAAUGACAAGACUUCGAUUUCUAUGCCAAAGAUCGGUAGAACUCCUCCUGUUUGCUCUGUAGAUUCAUCAUUUGUUACAUUUAAUUGGUUAAGCACUCAGUGGAGUUUGGGUUAA
Molecule: messenger RNA, 1725 nt
Organism: Rhizopus microsporus ATCC 52813
Lineage: Eukaryota; Fungi; Mucoromycota; Mucoromycetes; Mucorales; Rhizopodaceae
Exons: 3
Coding region: 1-1725 (574 amino acids)
Source: RefSeq, a predicted model, not a curated record